AAUGAAAGUCAUUACUUAUUUUACAAUUAUAUAAUAAAUUAAUAGUACGACUAAAUCCCGUUCGUAAAUCAUAAAUUGUUGGAAGGGGGAAUCCCAAAAGGCAGAUCAAUGUUUGUGUAACCAUAAUAACAGCCGUUCGUUCAUACGAAAGAGAUAUGUUCAUUCAUAAAAGCGACCGCUACUUUCUUCACAAACUACUGAAAGAAUUAUUGCAGAAUUACAAUAUGUGAAAAAUACAUUAAGUAGUCGGUUUGUGAUUGUUGCAAAUAAACAUUAAAACAGGAUGUCUCGUAAAUGUCUCAGUAUUGUUGAGUAUUAUGCUCAAGAAGAAGUACAUGCGUGUGGUUACUGCAAAAGUCCAGAUACAAAUUUUAGUCAUGGCAUGUGGGCACACUAUUUGACAGUUCAUGAUUAUCAAAACUUAAUAGACAGAGGAUGGAGAAGAAGUGGUAGUUAUUGUUAUAAACCUACAAUGGAUCAAACAUGUUGUCCAAUGUAUACUAUCAAGUGUGAAGUUUCGAACUUUAAAAUCUCCAAGUCACAAAAAAAAAUUUUAAAACGUAUGACUAAAUUUUUAAAAAAUGAACUAAAGAAAGAUGAUAUUAUGGAUACAAAUGAUGAACGACAAGAUAUUACUGAUAUAAAUUUCGAAGAAAUUCCGAAUAAGCCCACAACACUAGCGCAAAAAGAUAUUAUCAAAUUAAAUGUAUCAUCUAUAGAUAACGAACCUAAUGAAAAAUUAAAUCCUAAUGUGUUAAAAUGUAGCAAGAAUGUUUGUGAUUUAAAGAAAGAAUCAGAUUUAGACAGUAGUACUUCUAUGACUAAUUCUGAUGGAAGUAUACCCGUUGCUUUAAAAACAAGUACAAUACAAGGAAGUCAUAAUUCUAGCAAUAUACCUUGUAAAAAAGCAAAACUUUUACGCAUAGAACGGAAACAAAAGAAACUUUUAGCUCAAGGGAAAUCAUUAAAAGAAAUUGAGACUGCCUUUAAAGAAAGCAAGCAACAAAAUAAUGUUAAAACUUUGGAAGAACUUUUUGAAGAAAUAUGGACUGGAACCAAAAAAUUAGAGCUGAAAUUAGUUAGAACCUCGCCGAUGAGCUCUGGGUAUCUAAUAUCUUCAAAAAAAUCUUAUGAGGUCUAUAGAAAAUAUCAAAACACAAUACACCGGAUUCCAACAGAGAAGAUUACAGAGCAACAGUAUACAAGAUUUCUUGUGAGAUCUCCAUUACAGAUAAAAUUAUUGAGGGUAAUGACAGAAGAAUUUCUUAAAACUCUUGAUAGAAGUGCAAAUCUUUACCAAAAAUAUCAAAUGGCGGUUCACGGAGAUGAACCACAGGAAUGUAAUAAAAAAACAUUUGUCAAUUUUCUUGUAAAGAGUCCUUUGCAGGAAUGGACACCUGAAAAUGGCCCACCUCAAGGGUAUGGUUCCUUUCACGAGCAAUACUGGUUGGACAAUGAACUGAUUGCUAUUGGUGUUAUAGAUAUUUUGCCAUCGUGUGUUUCAAGUGUAUAUUUCUUUUAUGAUCCAGAAUAUUCUUUUCUUUCUUUAGGGACAUUCAGUUCCUUAAGAGAAAUUUACUUAACAAGACAUCUUAAUAAAAUCGCAAGUAAUUUAAAAUAUUACUACAUGGGAUUUUAUAUACAUACUUGCCCCAAGAUGCGAUACAAAGCUAGAAUGAAACCGUCUAAGCUUUUAUGUCCAGAAACUUAUGUUUGGUGCGACAUCGAACCUUGUUUAGCAAAUUUAGAUAAAAAUAAGUAUUGUAGAUUCAAUGAGGAUAUAGAUGCCAUAGAUGAAGAUGGUAUAGUGGAUAUUAAUAAGAUAUUAAUUUUAUAUCGUGAGAUAGCAAUGCCUUAUGAAAUUUAUAAAAUACGUGCGAAUAAAGAGACUGUAAAACGAGAAGAAAACGAAUUAAAAAUGUACGCUAGCCUAGUUGGAAUGAAAUGUGCGCAAAGUCUACUUCUUUAUCGUAGCUAAUUUCUAAAAAAAUAAAUGACAUUGUUUUUCCGAGAG
Molecule: messenger RNA, 2014 nt
Organism: Polistes canadensis
Lineage: Eukaryota; Metazoa; Arthropoda; Insecta; Hymenoptera; Vespidae
Gene: Ate1
Product: arginyl-tRNA--protein transferase 1
Exons: 10
Coding region: 284-1978 (564 amino acids)
Biological process (GO): protein arginylation
Cellular component (GO): cytoplasm
Molecular function (GO): arginyl-tRNA--protein transferase activity
Source: RefSeq, a predicted model, not a curated record